CUUUCUCUCUCUGUCUCUGUUUCUGUCUGUCUGUCUUUAUCUCAGACAGUGCGUCGGGGCGACAGCUCUUCACCUCUCUCGGAUAAAUGGACACAACUUGAGCCUCUGGGAUUUAUGGUGAAACAGCCCAUUUCGUGAUUUCAGAAAAAAAAAGCUAGAAAACAUCAGAAACAACAGGAUACCACUCCCCGGCAGAUUUUAAUUUCCCUUUCAACUCUUUGGACAACUUUUCCGCCACCGCUCAGGGUGUGAGAGAUGGAAAACGGAAAACCCGAUGAUGUGGAGGCGCUGUGGGAAAAGGUGGAGUGCAAACGUUACGAACUGUGUCGCAUCAUCUCGCCGGCGAAGCUCACCCCUUACCUCCGCCAGUGCAAAGUCCUGGACGAACAGGACGAGGAUGAAAUCCUCAACUCCAUGCUGCUGGUCAACAAAGCAAACCGCACAAGCCGUCUACUUGACAUCCUCCACACUAAAGGAGAGCGGGGGUAUGUGGCGUUUCUGGAGAGUCUAGAGUUUUACUACCCUGACCUAUACAAGCUGGUCACGGGGACGGAUCCCACACGACGCUUCUCCACCAUCGUAGUGGAGGAGGGUCAUGAGGGUCUGACCCACUUCCUCAUGAACGAAGUGAUGAAGCUGCAGCAGCAGUCCAAAGCCAAGACCCUGCAGCAUGUUGAACUCAGCAGGAAGAACUGCACCCUGGAGGACGAGCAGAAGAAACUAAGACUGGCCAAUCAGGAGCUUCAGGCCAUCCAACAGAGGUAUAACAAGUUGAGAGAAGAGAGAAACUCCUACAGUGACGAGCUGCUGAGAGUGAAGGAUGAAAACUACAAACUGGCCAUGAGGUACGCCACGCUGAGUGAGGAGAAGAACAUGGCCGUGAUGAGGAGCCGGGACCUGCAGCUAGAGAUAGAUCAGCUGAAGCACAGGCUGAACAAGUUGGAGGAAGAGUGUAAGAUGGAGAGGAGGCAAAGUCUCAAGCUGAAGAACGACAUUGAGAACCGACCAAAGAGAGAGCAGAUCUUUGAGCUGGAAAGAGAAAAUGAAAUGCUCAAAAUCAAAUUACAGGAGCUACAGUCCAUCAUACAGCCUGGCCCCCUACCUGCGUCAGACAAGGCCAUUCUUGACAUUUUGGAGCAUGACAGACAGGAAGCAUUAGAAGACAGACAGGAUCUGGUCAAUCGCCUCUACAACCUCCAUGAAGAAGUCAGACAGGCAGAGGAACUACGAGAUAAGUACCUGGAAGAGAAGGAGGAACUGGAGCUGAAGAGCUCCACUCUGCAGAAGGACUGUGAAAUGUAUCGCAACCGCAUAGACACCAUCGCCAUCCAGCUAGAGGAGGUGGAGAAGGAGAGGGACCAGGCAUUUCGCGCCAGAGACGAAGCCCAACACCAGUUCUCCCAGAGUCUCAUUGAUAAAGACAAAUAUCGCAAGCAGAUCAGAGAGAUGGAGGAGAAGAGUGAUGAACUCCAGAUUGAGAUUGUUCGGAAAGAGGCCAAGCUUGUCGCCUUGGAGUCACGCCUGCAGCGGCUGUCCAAGGACAUUGUUUCGGACCAGAGUUUGCCAAGGGACCUGCCUGUCACCAUCAUUUCCCUAGGGGAGGGGUUUAAACCCAUCCAGGGCCAAUCAGAAGGGUCCAGCGAUGAGUCGCCAGAGGAUAAGUUCUUAUCCGAGGAACCUCGUCUCAAACGCAGGCGCAACCUCAAACCAGGGAACAGAGUAAAGUCUCCACUCUGUGUACCCAAAGACUUUCACGUCAACUCAGAGGCCGCUCAACCAGCAGCUUCGUCUGUCAACGGAGGAGAUUGUCUAGGACUCCAGAUGCCAAACUCACACAACAGCCACUCCCUCCCUGCCUCCCCCAGCUUCCCAUUGUCCCCCAUAUAUUCACCCUCCACAGCUGCCCCGCUUGCCUCCUCCUUCUCCUCCUCCCCCUCUCCAAUUCCCUUCCCUGUAGCGGAACAGUCCAACAGACCAAUUAUGCUGCGUUAUCGUAACGACAGCAUCCUGUCCACUCUCCCCGAGCCACCGGAGAAAGCAUCGCUGUACCGCAGAGAGAGGGAGAAAGAACAUGACUUUCACCCCCGCAGCCUCUCAGACUUUGAUAGUGACAACAAUGAAAUGGAGUUUGACGAUGAAGUACAGCCUAGUCCACCUUCUAUCCACUCAUCUUCCUCAUCCCAUCAGUCUGAAGGGAUGGACACUUAUGACAUAGAGCAGGUCAACAAUAUCUUCAGGAAACUCUCUCUGGAGAGGCCGUUCCGUCCCUCUCUGUCCUCCUUCUCAAGGAUCAGCUCUUCCCUGAAGCCAGUGCAGGAACUGUCCUUGUUAGGGGACAACCUGUUGAAGGACAUCACGCUAGUUGGCGGCAACAACAGCGGCAUUUUCAUCUCAUCUGUGAAGUUGGGCUCUCAUGCUGAAAAGGUGGGGCUACGAGAAGGCCACCACCUCCUAUUGCUUGAGGGAUGCAUACGUGGGGAGAACCAAAGCAUUUCACUGGACACCAGCACUCAGGAAGAAGCUCACUGGACGCUGCAGCACUGCUCUGGACCAGUCAGGCUGCACUAUCGAGUCAACUAUGACUCCUUCCGUCGUCUUCAGAGGGACCUGUCGGAGGGCAUGCUGGCGUCUGGCGACUCCUUCUACAUACGGGUCAACCUCAACAUCUCCAGCCAAUCAGACAGCUGCUCUCUGAGCAUACGCUGCGAUGAGGUGGUACAUGUGCUGGAUACCAGGCACCAAGGCCGCUGUGAGUGGCUGUGUGCUCGUGUCGACCCCUACACUGGCUCCGACCUGGCCGACCGCGGAACCGUACCCAGCAACUCACGGGCCCAGCAGCUGCUCUUGGUAAAGAUUCAGAAGUUACUGUAUCGAGGGGGAAAGGAAGACAUUGAAAAUCACCGCAACAGUCGGCCAGAAGACGUGAGUCCCUCUCCUGAUCCUAAAGCCAGUCCACGCAUGUCUAGAGCCAGCAUCUUCCUCACUCAGAUACUACAGUUUGUCAGCAGGGUGGAUAUCAAGUACAAGCGAAUGAACAGCAGUGAACGUGUGAGGAUCAUCAACUCAGGCAGCACAACACUACCCAGACAAGGUUUUGAGACGCUUAGGCCAGAAGACGCUGCCGACCCAGACAGUGAGCUGAGCAGGAGUUUGAAUCUGAUUCCCUACAGUCCUGUCACCCCCCAGCGGACCCAGAGGAAAAGACCGGUCCUCUUCACUCCCACUGCUCUAGCCAAAACCAUUAUCCAGAAAAUACUCAACAUGGGGGGAGCCAUGGACUUCAAUAUCUGCAAACCAGACAUCUUGUCCAAAGAAGAGUUUCAUCUGAAACAGAAUGUGGAGCCCUUCAUUCACUACAAAGAGAAACACGCCACAUUUGAAUGCAUCACCCGUGAAAACAUAGAGGCUGUGGCCUCUAAGAACAAACACUGCCUACUUGAGGCUGAGCUGAGCUGCGUCAAAGACCUUCUGCGGAGAGAAAUCUACCCGAUCAUCAUCUACGUCAAGAUUUGUGAGAAAAAUAUCAAGAAGUUACGGAAGUUGCCUCUGCGUGUGGAGUCGGAGGAGGAGUUUGUGAGGUUGUGUCGGGCGAAAGAAAAGGAGCUGGAGAGCAUGCCAUGCCUCUAUGCCAGCCUGGAGCCAGAGGCCUGGGCAGGGACUGAUGACCUCAUCAAGGUCAUCAAAGACAGAAUUCUGGAGGAGCAGAAGAAGACAGUUUGGGUGGAGCAGGACCUGCUGUAGACAGACAGACAGACAGGCAGGCAGGCAGGCAGACACACACAUCUGAGUACCACAAUACACACCUUGUAGAUCAUGCUUUUAUGCAUAUUAUUAUAUUUAUGCUUGGACUGAAAGAUACACAUGUGGACACUGUUAUAGACCUAAAAUAAAUGCAUUAUUAUAUAUUAUGUAAAUGUGUGUCUCUACUUUGAGUCAAAGAAAUAAACAGAUCAAUAACAUGAAAAGGGGUCUUUUUUUUAAAACUUAAAAGUUCAGCACUGAAGACUGAUCCUGCUUAACUUUGACUGUACUGCCCCCAAGUGGAGAAUGUCUGUGGAAUGCCAUGUAAUCCAGUAUUGACUAAAUAAAUAAAUGUAUAAAUAAA
Messenger RNA from Scatophagus argus, 4105 nucleotides. RefSeq names its product caspase recruitment domain family, member 11 (gene card11). Gene Ontology annotation, biological process: regulation of apoptotic process. The transcript is spliced from 25 exons. NCBI's taxonomy places the organism in Eukaryota, Metazoa, Chordata, Actinopteri, Scatophagidae. The record is from RefSeq and is a predicted model, not a curated record. Bases 256 to 3741 code for a protein of 1161 amino acids. Gene Ontology annotation, molecular function: protein binding.